Molecule: messenger RNA, 1230 nt
Organism: Dendrobium catenatum
Lineage: Eukaryota; Viridiplantae; Streptophyta; Magnoliopsida; Asparagales; Orchidaceae
Product: UMP-CMP kinase 3
Exons: 10
Coding region: 171-812 (213 amino acids)
Biological process (GO): CDP biosynthetic process; 'de novo' pyrimidine nucleobase biosynthetic process; UDP biosynthetic process
Cellular component (GO): cytoplasm; nucleus
Molecular function (GO): UMP kinase activity; ATP binding
Source: RefSeq, a predicted model, not a curated record
UUGGGGCAGUGAUUUGACCGAAAUACCCUUAUAUACUGAUAUAUAUACUGCCGUCCAGCCCUGGCAAUUCGCAUUCUGCUGAAGAAGUAGCGGAUACAAAGAAAAUCGGAAGAUCGUGGAGGAACACGUUGACAGCCGAAAAGUACAGCUAUAGCUAACUAUUGGAGUCAAUGGGCACUGUAGUAGAUGCUCCGAAAGCAGCAUAUACAACCAUGGAUGCAGUUGGGAGAUUGAAAGAAAAGGGAGUUAAAGUUGUUUUCGUCUUAGGUGGACCUGGCAGUGGAAAGGGCACCCAGUGUGCAAACAUUGUUCGUGUAUUUGGCUUUACACAUCUCAGCGCAGGCGAUCUUCUUCGUGCAGAGAUUAAAUCUGGCUCAGAAAAUGGCACAAUGAUUCAAAACAUGAUUAAGGAGGGAAAGAUUGUUCCAUCUGAGGUAACAAUCAAGCUUUUAGAGAAGGCCAUGCUGGAAAAUGGAAAUGACAAGUUUCUCAUAGAUGGAUUUCCUCGAAAUGAGGAGAAUCGAGCUGCGUUUGAGGAAGUUACAAAGAUCGAACCAGAGUUUGUGCUGUUUUUUGAUUGUCCAGAGGAAGAGAUGGAGAGGCGCUUAUUAGGACGCAAUCAGGGUAGAGAUGAUGAUAAUAUUGAGACUAUAAGGAAACGUUUCAAGGUUUUCUUAGAGUCGAGCUUACCCGUGGUUGAUUAUUACAAUUUAAAAGGCAAAGUUCGGAAGGUUGAUGCUGCAAAGCCUAUAGAUGAUGUCUUUGAGUCUGUGAAAGUUAUUUUCUCCAAUUUUAGCAAAAAGGGUGCUUAACUUGUUUGGAGGGUUUCUACCCAAAUAUUACAGAAUGUUUAAUUUUACUUGUCAAGGUACUGUAGACUUCCUCGCUUUUGUGUAGCUGUAGCAUGGAACCUGAUAUGUUGAGUAUGUUCUAAAGAAUUUAUACCAGAUAUAGCAGAUCGUUAUAUCUAAUCUUUGUCUGUUAUUUUCGCAGCUGUUAUGUUUUUUUAUUUUCUUUCUUAAUAAAUAUUAUUAAUAAUGUCCUAUAAGACUUUGAAGAACAAUGUCACCCCUGUAGAGCUGAAAAUUUGUGUAACUUGUUAGUCCUGAUCACGCAAUGUGUUGUGGCAAUUUAAAGUUCUUUUCAUUGUAGAAGAUACUAAUGCACAUUAUUUAAUUUCAUUUGCGGUAAUUUUGUGAAUGAUUUGAAUUUAAUACAUGGAUUAUUCAU